AUGCUAAAAAUCCUCACCACACAGGCUGUGCUUAGUUCUCCUGCUGGGAAGAUCCUACACACAGAGUAUUGGCUAUUUCCGGGACCAGUCCAAGGUGGAGGCACGCAGUGUAACCUUCCCGUGUUUCCUUCCCCGCAGAGGGUGGUGGCAGCCGUGGUGUUCUUGGUGGCAGCGCAGGCCCUCGCCUCCCCGAAAUUUGGCGGCGGCGGCGGCUACGGUGGCGGUGGCGGCAAAAAGGGCGGCGGCGGGGGCGGCUACGGGUACGAGUACGUGUACGUGCCCAUCACAGUCCCUGUCCACUACUAUACCACCGUCAAGUACGUUAACGGUGGCGGUGGAUAUGGAGGCGGAGGUGGCGGUGGAUAUGGAGGCGGAGGAUACGGAGGUGGCGGUGGAUUUGGAGGCGGUGGAUACGGAGGCGGUGGAUUUGGAGGCGGCGGAUUUGGAGGCGGUGGACACGGAGGUGGCGGCGGAUUUGGAGGCGGUGGAUACGGAGGCGGUGGUUUUGGAGGUGGCGGAUUUGGAGGCGGUGGACACGGAGGUGGGGGUGGAUAUGGUGGCGGUAUUGGAGGAGGACACGGAGGUGGAUUUGGAGGAGGACUCGGCGGCGGAUUUGGAGGUGGAUACGGAGGUGGAGGAAUCGGAGGCGGACCUGAUGACAUUUUCCUGGACGACGUCGGUCUGGAGGGCGGGAUUGGUGGCGGCAAGGGACUCGGAGUGGGCGGCGGCGGGUACGGCGGGGGUGGGUUCGGUGGCAAGGGAGGUGGCGGAAUCAUUGAUGGCGGAUUCAUCGGAGGUGGACAUGGCGGUGGUGGAUACGGCGGUGGUGGAAUCAUUGGCGGUAAAGGAGGCGGUGGAUUCAUCGGUGGCGGACAUGGCGGCGGCGGAAUCAUCGAUGGUGGAAUAAUCGGUGGUAAAGGAGGUGGCGGAUUCAUCGAUGGUGGACAUGGCGAUGGUGGAUUCAUCGGUGGCGGACAUGGCGGCGGCGGAUAUGGUGGUGGUGGUGGAUUCGUCGGCGGUAAAGGAGGUGGAUUCGUCGAUGGUGGCCAUGGAGGUGGUGGAUUCAUCGAUGGAGGACAUGGCGGUGGCGGAUUCAUCGGUGGCGGAUUUGGCGAUGGUGGACUCAUCGGUGGCAAAGGAGGCGGUGGAUUCGUCGGUGGUGGAGGAUACGCGAGGUAGUGAAGCGUCCGUCCCAGCUGCUUGUUUUUAUUUGUUUAUGUUUUUGUUUAAGUGUGAUUUUUAUACCUUGACUUUUUUACGAAUAAAAUAA
Messenger RNA from Procambarus clarkii (red swamp crayfish), 1270 nucleotides. NCBI's taxonomy places the organism in Eukaryota, Metazoa, Arthropoda, Malacostraca, Decapoda, Cambaridae. The record is from RefSeq and is a predicted model, not a curated record.